Molecule: messenger RNA, 4152 nt
Organism: Acanthopagrus latus (yellowfin seabream)
Lineage: Eukaryota; Metazoa; Chordata; Actinopteri; Spariformes; Sparidae
Product: leukemia inhibitory factor receptor
Exons: 16
Coding region: 97-2364 (755 amino acids)
Biological process (GO): cytokine-mediated signaling pathway
Cellular component (GO): external side of plasma membrane; signaling receptor complex
Molecular function (GO): cytokine receptor activity; cytokine binding
Source: RefSeq, a predicted model, not a curated record
GUCGGCAGCCACCCUGGCGUGAAUGGCAGCAGAAUGUGGGUGUGAGAUCGCCUCCAAACCCACGUCUCUUGGUUUCAAGUCAGGCUCCCGGGCGACAUGGUCGGCGGUGGAUUUCAGUUAGAUCUUUCAGACUCAAAAUGUUCUCCACACCUUCUCCUCCUCGGUCUGAUCCUUCUUCAUCACACUACGUUCUCCUCUCACGGCCGAGCAUCUUCAGUGAUUUUGGAUCCGACGAUCAUUUCCCUCAAAUAUCAGCACUGUGGGGUUCACCCAGACGGCGUCCGUGAUUUAGAUUGUUUUAGUACAAACAAAAAAUCAGGGCUUAAAACCUGUAAGUGGAAACCAGGAGACGGCGCAUCAGACAAGACGUACACACUCACCAUACAACAAAGCAAUAAAUUUUUCCGCGCUCACAUCAACAUCACCGGCGUCUCGAAGGAGAUCAGGUUAUAUGAAAACUACAACAUGACUGUGGAGGUUUAUGAAAACAGCGAGUCAGCAAACUGCACUAAAGCAGUUUUCCGAGGUUCACCAGAGAAGUUGUGGCGAUGUGGUCCUCCACACACCGCGUCCUUCAGCCGCCACUCUGGGAGAUUAGCUGUGGAUGUGAGCUGGCCACAGGGCGACAGGAAGUACAUUCAGGAUUACGACAUUAGAUAUAAAGCAGCGGACAGCCUACUGUGGAGUGAGUCACGAUCCCGAAACAGAGAGAAAUGUACAGUGGAGCAUGUGAACGCCUCGCUGGUCUACACUGUGCAGAUAAAGUGCGUCGCUACGAGUAAAUGCUCGCAGUGUUUAUGGAGUGACUCCUACACCGUCCCAUCAGAACUGAUGACGCAGCCUGUCAUCGUCAGCCUUAAAGAUGAGGACUUUGCAGGGAGUAAAGGCCGCCGGCUAAUCACUUUAACCUGGAGGUUUUCUGCCAAAGAGCUGCAUGAUGGGUACCGCGUGACGGUCAGGAAGGCAUCGGGAGAGGCCACGCCGGAGCAGAUCAACACCACGCAGCCUGAGAUUACACUGAUUCUCUCCUAUUCAGCGUAUCAUUUCAACAUCAGUGCCGUCAACAACGCCAGCACUUCUCCAGGCGUGACUUACAUUAUACCACAGAGAGAAGACGAGCCCGCUACGGGAGCUGGGAAGCUGAACGUGACAGUCCACAGCAACACGUCUUUUACAAUCUACUGGGAAGACAAUCUCAUCAAAAAGUAUGUCUGCUACUCCGCAGAGUGGAUUAAGAAAGGACAUAAAUCAGCCCACAUGUCUUUUUUUCAGGAUGCAGACAACUGCAAGACCAUAUCUCCUCUACCAGAGCCUCUGGAGCCUUACGUGAGAUACAGCAUCACUCUGCACACCAGACCCAACAAGGACACCUGCAACAUGAAGCGUAUCAACAACAGCGAAAGCACCUAUGGGAGCACACAGUUCUAUUUCAUUGAAGGAUCUCCUGUCAGUGCCCCAAACAUCAGCAACCACAAUGUGACUCUGAACUCUGUGCUGCUGCAGUGGACGUCCAUCCCAGAGGAGGACAUCCAAGGUUUUCUACUGGGCUACAUAAUCCACUACACUGAGUUUCAAAAUUGGGGGGCAAGAACAGAGAGAAAUAUUACAGUGGAUCCAGAAAUAAACAGCUACAAAUUGUCAGAUCUUAAAAGCGGCACCGCGUACGAAGUCCAAAUAUCAGGCUUCACCCGCGCAGGAGAGGGAGUACGAAGCAAAGAAAGCCUCUUCAAAACAACCCCUAAAGAUUCUAAUCUCGGUUUCAUCGCAGUCUUUGCAGUCUUGGCCAUUGUGCUGUUUUGCGGACAUCCGAUAAUAAAAAGGACAAAAGUCAUUUUGUGGCCAAGCAUACCCAACCCAAGGAAUAGCAAUGCAAUGCAGAAAAUAGAAGGAAAUUGUGAACUGGAACUACUACAGUCCCUCAAAACCCUGCAGGUGGAAGAAUGGGAUACAAACAGUCUUCAGAUCGUUGAGAAAGAAGACGUGCUCCCUGCUAGCACGUUAACAUCAAUGCUACCGCAUCUCCAUUCCUCAGAGGAUGAGGAAGACUCUGAAGACAUGUCUUGUGAGUGGUUCCAAAGAGACAGCGAGGAUCCGUCUGACGACAUCUUCCCAGACGAUAGUACAGAGUUGGUCUCGGAAAUCGAACGGACAGACCUCCAGACCCCAACUCAGGCAUUUCCAACGGGAUACACAACGAUGGAAAUGUUUCAGCAGGGGAUGCCUCAGCCAGUGAGUACACCAGUUACUCAAGAAAAUGAACCAGAGGAAGCGGACUUGACCGCGGUGAAAUCAAGUUUGGACUACGUGAGGCAAUUUAGCACCAGUCCGAUCUUGGACAGCGAGGAUGUCUCCACGAUUUUAUGAAAACAGGCCCGCAGAGCAUGAAGAAACAGGAACACACGGAUUAGAACAACUAUCCUCCAUGAAUGUUUGACUCAAUCCUCGAUGGCCGUCCUCGGGGGCCAGAGGUUCAGGAGCGCAUCUUACAUAAUCAAGAGCAAUACUUGUACAGUAUUAAGCACUGGGUUUAAGUCAGAUGCCAAAAUUACUGUUGAGUAAACAAGUUGCAAUGGUGCAAAGUCAGAAUUUCAACUGGAAAGCCUAGGAAGUUGGACGCACCUCGGACAUACCGCGAGCUCCUCAGGCGGUUUGUCUCUCUUCCUACCUCUCUACUAUACCUCUGUAUACGUGCACUACUUGAACAAUCUCCUCUCACCAGUCACAUACACUCCUUAAGUUACAGUAUCUUAUUUCGAUCUCACUCGUUGAAAACACAACUGGAAGUGCCCUGAUUUACAGAUCAUAACUGGUCGCUGAAAGAAUGUAAAAACUCACAGUUAUUAAUCAUCACAUGAACAAGAGUCUACAGUCAUGCUUGAGUGCAGUAAUGCUAUUGCUAGAUGCUAACGUCAGCGUGCUUACAAGCACACAAUAAAAUGCUAGCACCACAAUCGCUACCAGGUUGGACAUUGUACUUCAGUUUACCUUGCUUGCACAGCUGAAAUUGUUAAUUUUACAGAUAUUACUUCAUAAACCACAAUCAUAUAUUGACCCGAGGGUGGUGCUACAUGCAAACUGAGGGGAUCAUGAGCAACAGGAAUGUCAGUAGCAUUGAUCUGAAAUAUGGACUCAAGUGCCUUAAACUUACAGUUUUUUAUGGCCAGCAGGGGGGGGCAAGACCACUGGUUUCAAAUAGAAACUUAUGAGAAAAUGUCUUUUGACUUUUCACCUGUUUUAUUACCUCACUAAAGAGUUUCUUAAUGAGUUUAAGUCUCAAUCAUUAGUUUUAAGUCCAAGACGAUGUUCAGUUUGUAACUUAUGUUCCCAGUUUGGGUAAAACAGACAAUAAUUGUUAAUUGUUAAUUUUUACAUUUUAAAAUAUUUUGGCAACUUUCAAAUGCUGUUUCGCGAACUACAAAACUUCCCCAUACUUUCCAUUGGUGUGUGGGUUGAGUAGAUUAUGAUAAGAUAUGUUCACGUUAUGGUAAACUUACCCUUCAAAUCCCAAAGCAUGAAAACGGAGGCUGACGGGAGGAGAAUCAUUAGUAAUCAUACUUGGUGGAGAAAAAAAAAAGGGCAAUAAAACAAACAAAAAAAAAUAACUGAAUGAAAUGUCUCUUUAUUGAGUGCUCCUGGAAACAGAUCAGAUGCAUCGUUAGAUUCAAACUGAAGAGGAUCACGUACGUACACCCAAGCUCUUCAAAAACAGUGUCACUAAACCUUUACAUCAAGUGCCCAAUCCCCCCCCACCCGGAUCAAACCGUGAAUCUUUACUACAGUAUAUUCCAGACGUAGUGGGUAUAAAAAAUAAAAUUCUUCAUACUGUCAGUUGUGUUGGAAAUACUUUACUAAACUUUAUCAUGAGUUCACUUCGUACUGAAGCCUUGUGUACGUAAAAAAGCAGCAAAAGAAAAAAAAAAUUACAAUCAAAUUAGGUUUGUUAAAGCCAUUUCAGUGGAAUUUGGCAAAGACAGUCAUAAAGUCUUUAAGUCCUCUUUUCAAAAGUAAACCUUUUAAAAUGUUACAAGCGUUUUUAUGAAAACUUAACCUGGGGCCAGCUUGCACACAAAAUGAACAUACAUUUUUGACACGAUCACAAUACUGCAAACUGCAACACCGAAAAAAGACGGAAAAAAAACCCAACAAAAUAUU